AUGGGCCCCGAACGCACCAGAAAGGGCCUUUGUGUGGGUGAAGAAAGAAUAAGCAACGAACCGACUAGCCUAACAGUUAAGUACCCAAACCGCACUGGGGCUACUCAGCCAAAGUACGAGGCACCCCAGCGUCCCGAGGCGAAUGGUGACUGGGGAGAAGAAAUUGCUCGAUCGAUGCGAGCCUUAAACGAUGUGGAGUUGUAUGGAUAUCCAAAACUACAAAGUACGAGGUCGCUAGAAAGGGGCCCGCUCGGCCCUUGGGUCAGGAAUUCUGGUUGGGGUUUUUAUACUUCUAUUCGCCAGUUCAAGGGCCUACAAGGACUCAAUGACAACCAAUGGGAGGUUGUGGUUCUGGAGGGGUAUAAACAACCCAGAAGAGCGUCGGCAGCGAAUAUGCUUCAGGCAAACAGAGCGCUAACAAAUCGCACUCAGAGCGUCGCAGCAGAUUAUCUCGUGCCAUUCCAGCAUGGCGGUAGGGAUCUGAGAUCAGGCAAAAUUGACGGGGUUGUCACUGGGACCGAAAUGACAGAUAAUGUCAUGCACGUCGGAACCAAGUCACACUGGGACGCCAAAAAAGAAACAGAAUCAACCAAGGGAGCCCGGAAAAAGUACGACUGUGGCCGAAGCGGCGAAUUCCGAUGGCUGCCUUGGAAACUACCUAAUUAG
Aspergillus versicolor CBS 583.65 is the source of this 666-nucleotide messenger RNA. RefSeq lists its product as uncharacterized. The coding region runs from base 1 to 666 and encodes 221 amino acids. The transcript has 4 exons. Lineage: Eukaryota; Fungi; Ascomycota; Eurotiomycetes; Eurotiales; Aspergillaceae. The record is from RefSeq and is a predicted model, not a curated record.